AUGUUCAAUUUUAUAUUUUAUAUCAUAAGCAACGUUCUGCUUUCAUGGGUUCCCCUCAUCUUAACUAUUGAAACUAUACAAUCCUCCAAAGAUAUGUCUGGUCCCAAUACUGAUUCCUUACAACAGGCUAAACACCUAUUUUAUAAAACAUUAUUGCAAUUUUGGAUAUUAUCAGCUUUAUUUUUCAACCUUAUCCCAUAUUCUCCAAUUCGUCUGUUAUAUAGCACAGUACCAUUUUCCUCAUUCAUUUCUACAGCCUUUUUCUUAGUGUUGACCUUGGAAUUAAUUUCCAAAUUUCAUGAGUACAUGGCUUUUACCAAAUCCACGGAGGUUUACCACUUACCAUCGCAGUUUGUAAACAGAAAAUUUGCAAGGUUUAAAUUGUUAAUGUCAAUUCUAUUUGGACAAUACAAUUCGUUCGUUCCAAAAAAAAGGGAAGUUACUUUUCAUUUUGGUAAUAUCACAGAAUUCUUCAUUACAAUCCCGGAAUUUUAUUCCUUACCUAAAACAAGUUACAUCAAUGAAAGUUUUGUAAUUUUAACAGAUUAUGCUUCAAAAAUAAUCCAAACAAUGUUUUCCUAUUUUUCAAAUGAUAACAAAACCUUGAAGAAAGAAAAAGUAAAGGGUAACUAUAAAUAUUUUGAAACUAUUCCCUUAAACACCUCUAAUGCCAGAGAAGACUAUGAUCUCUUGGAUGAUAUCAUUUCAGAAACUAAGAAAUGGUUGUAA
Naumovozyma castellii is the source of this 729-nucleotide messenger RNA. RefSeq names its product Atg40p (gene ATG40). The transcript has a single exon. NCBI's taxonomy places the organism in Eukaryota, Fungi, Ascomycota, Saccharomycetes, Saccharomycetales, Saccharomycetaceae. The record is from RefSeq and is a predicted model, not a curated record. Bases 1 to 729 code for a protein of 242 amino acids.